Messenger RNA from Drosophila hydei, 2472 nucleotides. RefSeq names its product probable peroxisomal acyl-coenzyme A oxidase 1 (gene Acox57D-p). Gene Ontology annotation, biological process: fatty acid beta-oxidation using acyl-CoA oxidase; lipid homeostasis. The record is from RefSeq and is a predicted model, not a curated record. Gene Ontology annotation, cellular component: peroxisome. The coding region runs from base 344 to 2374 and encodes 676 amino acids. NCBI's taxonomy places the organism in Eukaryota, Metazoa, Arthropoda, Insecta, Diptera, Drosophilidae. The transcript has 7 exons. Gene Ontology annotation, molecular function: acyl-CoA oxidase activity; FAD binding; fatty acid binding.
AGGUGGCGGUAGAGUGCCAACCAAAAGCACUCGCAACCUACCUCAAUGUAGUAAGCACACAUGUAUACGCGCACUCGCCCUUGCACAUCUAUGUAUGUACAAAUAUGCGUACACUUAAGCUUUUGUUUAUUACCACAUGAAAGCUUUUGGAUUACAAAGCUUUUUCUUAAAACAAGAGUCAUAGCAGCAGAGAGAGACAGAAAGAGCAUAGCAAGACAAAAGAGGGCCCGAUUUCCAUUUUAAGUUUCAAUUCAAUAUCAAUCCGAACUCAGUUACGGUCCGCAGUGUGUGGCGAGUGGUUGUUAUUUGGAACGAAGUUUGUGCUCAUAAAAACCCAUUAGAGAUGUCUGCAAACAGCGUGAUACCCAGCACAGUUAAUGCUGAUCUACAAAAGGAACGCGAUGGCGCUAGCUUUAACACCGAAGAAUUUGCUGUCUGGUUUGCGGGCGGCGCUGAACAGUUGAAGUUUAAGAGAGACGUCAAAGAGUACAUGUACAAGGACAUUGACCAUGCUGCCUUUAGUCAGGUCGAGUACAUGUCGCAUGAGGAUAUGUGCGAAUUCACCGUUAAGAACAGCAUUAAUGUGGCAAAAAAGCUGCGGCGACUGCAAUCGGAGCGAAAUCCGGGUGGCACUGAAUAUUGGCCUACUUGUUUUGAUGGGCCCGAACUGUGGGGUCUGCACAAGAUAGGCAAUCCCUUCGGCGUCAUGUUCGUGAUGGUAGUGCACGCUCUGAAAGACCAAUGUACGCCGGAGCAGUACGAAGAGUUCGGUAGGCGGGUGGAACGCUUUGAAGUGUGCGCCGCCUACUCCCAAACGGAGCUGGGACAUGGCACCUACUUGCGUGGCCUGGAGACACGCGCCGACUACGAUCAGGACACGGAUGAGUUCGUGCUGAAUACGCCCUCCAUUACAGCCUACAAGUGGUGGCCAGGCGGAUUGGGUCACUGUUCCAGCUAUUCGAUUGUCAUGGCGCAGUUGUACAUUGAUGGCCAGCGCAAGGGUCCCCAUCUGUUCUACGUGCAAGUGCGAGAGGAGGACACUCAUGAACCACGGCCAGGCGUGCAUAUUGGAGAGAUUGGCAAGAAGAUGGGCUUCCUGGGCGUCAAUAAUGGCUUUUUGGGCCUGAAGAACGUGCGCAUUCCACGCACUCGGAUGCUCAUGCGCCAUGCCCAGGUGAAUCGUGAUGGCAGCUACGUGAAGAGUCCAGUUGAUGCUCUCACUUAUUUUGCCAUGGUCCACACUCGCUGCAUCAUUGCUCGCAACAUGUCCUUGCUUCUGGCCGUGGGAGCCACUAUUGGCACUCGCUACUCCGCCGUGCGCAGACAAAGUCCUAUCGAUCCCAAGUUGCCCGAGCCACAGAUCUUGGAUCAUGUCACACAACAGCUGAAGGUCUUUCCGGAGAUAGCCAACUGCGUGGCCUAUCGCAAUGCUUGCAACUACCUCUUGGAAUUUCUUAAUACCACCUCCAGGGACAAGGAUCAGGGAAAUUACGAGCGUCUGCCCGAGCUUCACUCGCUCUCCUGUGCUCUGAAGGUUCUUUGUUCCGGCGAUGCCACUGCGGGCAUUGAGCGACUUCGUCUGGCUUGUGGCGGUCAUGGCUAUUUGACCUCAUCCAAUCUUGGCAACCUCUAUGUCAACGCAACGGCUGCCUGCACCUAUGAGGGAGAGAAUACGGUGCUUCUACUCCAGAUUGGUCGCUUCCUGAUGAAGUCGUGGCGUGCAGCACAGAGCGGAGCUCCCCUUGCACCCACUGUCAGCUACUUGGCAGAAGUGCAGCAGAAUCCUGAGUUUGGAGUCUGGACAGGCAGUUGGGAGAAUUUGGUCAAAGCGAUGCAGUUUGCUGCAGCCAACAAGACUCGCAUAGCCUUCAAUAGUCUGUCCAGGCGCUUGGCCAAUGGACUAUUGGAGGAGGUGGCCGCCAACCAAACAGGCAUUGAACUCACCCAGGCGGCAGAGCUGCAUGGUCGGGCAUUUGUUUUAUAUUCAUUCCUCUCUGAGGUAACUGGGGCAAAGUCCAAGACGCGCUCAUCAGCCCUUAACCGAGUGCUGGAGCAGCUGCUAGAACUAUAUCUUGUGAACGUUACGCUGAACAACAUGAGCAGCAUUCUCCGAGUUGUGCCUUUGACAGAUGCGGAUCUGAGCAAGCUGCAGGUUCGUCUGGAGACGGCGCUGACCAAACUGCGUCCGGAUGUGGUGGCCAUUGUCGAUGGUUUCGACUUUAAUGAUCAGCAGUUGAAUUCCACAUUGGGCUCCUUUGAUGGCAAUGCCUAUGAGCGAAUCUUCGAUGCUGCUUUGAAGGCGCCUAUGAACCAAAAAUCGGUUCCGAGAAGCUUCCAUGAGCACCUGGGGCCUUUCAUGAAAUCCAACAUAUAAAACGCUUAAGUGUAACCGUCUCUUAUUUUUGUCUCUUCUUGUUGUAUAUAUAUAUGUAUUUUUCUCUUAGUUGAUUUGUAAACACAUGUUAAUCACAA